AUGGAGGCCAUGGACGUCAACUACACUCCGGCUACGUUCCCCAACGGCUCCGUCCAGAGGGUGAGGCAUGCGUCGGUCGGAGUGGCGGUGGUGUCCAGGUACCAGGAGUGCACCAGAAACCACGCGGCAUUAAUUGGCGGGCACGCCGUCGACGGCUGCAGGAGGUUCUUGCCGUCGCUGCAGUUCAACCCCGCCGACCUGGCCUCGUUCAAGUGCGUCGCCUGCGGCUGCCACCGCAACUUCCACCGCCAAGAGAUGGUGGAGGAGGAGUGGCCGGCGCAGCCCCAGGUGGCGCUACUGCCGGCGCCACCCAUGGCGGCCAGCGCGCUGCAAGGCCCGCCGCAGCGCGGGGAGGAGACGCCCGGGGACCGGCUGCCCGCGGUCGACGGUGGCGACCCUAAGUCCGACUCCGACGGCUUGGAUUACGACGACGAGGGGUUCGUCUCCCCGCCGCAGCUUCUGCAGGCUCCACCAGCGCACCUCACGGCGCCGGUGGCGCAGCAGCCUCCGGCGUACUUCUCCCCGUCGCCGCAGCCGCCCAUGUUGCUCUGUCUGAACUCCAGCGCGCCGCCCCCCGGGGCGGCGCAGGGCCAGAGGCUCCCCGUCCAGGUCUCGCCCGUGACGGCACCGCCGGCCUACGUGGGGGCCGCACCGGCGAAGAAGCGGUUGCGCACCAAGCUCAGCGUGGAGGAGAAGAAGCGGAUGCAGGAGCUGUCGGAGCUGCUCGAGUGGCGCCUGCAGAAGCACGGCCAGGACAUCGUCGACGAAUGGUGCCGCGACAACGGGAUGAGCAAGGGCGUCUUCAAGGUGUGGAUGCACAAGCACAACAACAAGCACAACGCCCGCCGCAGCGCCUCCGCCGCCACCACCCCGACCGCCCCCGCCCCCGCCCCCGGCGCACAGCCACCGCCAUCAGCACCCUUCAUCCCCUUCGUCACCCCAAGCUCCCCCGCUGUCACCGACACCGCCACCGACUUCAACAUUGACGGUACCGCCAUCCUCCGCUGUCACCGCUAA
This is a messenger RNA of Lolium rigidum, 1017 nucleotides long. Its product is annotated as zinc-finger homeodomain protein 9-like. Gene Ontology annotation, molecular function: transcription cis-regulatory region binding; DNA-binding transcription factor activity. The transcript has a single exon. Gene Ontology annotation, biological process: regulation of developmental process; regulation of DNA-templated transcription. Lineage: Eukaryota; Viridiplantae; Streptophyta; Magnoliopsida; Poales; Poaceae. Bases 1 to 1017 code for a protein of 338 amino acids. The record is from RefSeq and is a predicted model, not a curated record. Gene Ontology annotation, cellular component: nucleus.